Messenger RNA from Pelagomonas calceolata, 992 nucleotides. Lineage: Eukaryota; Pelagophyceae; Pelagomonadales; Pelagomonadaceae. The record is from the annotation of a GenBank genome assembly.
CCUGGGACCCAUCUGUGUGUUGACGCCAGACAAGGGCCAAAGGCUUGCAGUAAUUGCAGGAUUUCAUUCAGGGAGGUUACGCGCGAGGUUAAGCGCAAGGUUAAGCGCAAGGACGCUAGAUUAACAACGUACGCAAGCGCAAUGCAAAGCGCCACAGAGCCGCAGCAAAAUGACCUGGAACUCUUCCGCGCGGUGCGAUCGGAUCAAGUCCUCCGCGGGUGCGGAGAUGACCAGGAGGCGGUGGGGGCGCCCGCCCGGCGUCGUGUCCUUCGUGAGGCGGAACGACACGGACUUCUUCUGGAGUAGUAAGGACCGCGUCUGUUGGAGGGGCGACGGUCCCUGGUCGGGCUCAUCUUCUGCAUCCUCGCCGUCGCCGUUGCUGCCGGACCAGACCUUGGCCAGCUCUCUUACACCAUCCUCGGAAUUCAAUUUGGACAGGGUCUUAAAACUCACCUGCUUGCGCAUCGCGAGCCUCUGUUUUUCCUUGCCCUCAGGCGCUGUUCUGGCCACGAGCAGCGGCGAGACGCUCGCGCCGGUCGAGCGCGAGGAGCUGAGAACUACUUUGAGGGCCUGGGUCAUCAUUCUGUUCCGAGCGUUUCUCCGCGUACGCAGCUUCGCCGACGCAAGAGUUAGUCUAGCGUUCGUGACCGCUUAAGUACUCUCUCUCUCCUCCAGUGGAGUGAAUUGCCCGGCCGAGACGCGGCGCUGGGCGAUUGAUUGCGGCGCGUCGGCGGGGUUAACAGUGGCUCGUUCCGGUGUGGGAUUACCUGUUAAUCACCGGUGGCGUCGGCCAGGCGGAGCGGCGUAGCGGCGGGCCGCAGACAGAGAGCGAUGCUAAAUCAAAAUGGGCCAGUUUACGUCGUCCGCUUCAGAGCGUCGCCGCGUGGCCGCGGUUGGCCUGUUCUGAAGUUCACGUAUCGCAGAGGUGCCCGUAUGCCCAGGUCUCGCCAAGCGCCCAAUCACCCCAAUCACGCAAGCUCCCGGAGCAAGCA